AUGCCCCUGUUUGUAGUGAUAAAGGGUCUCACAAUAAAUCCUACCAGCUCUUUCUGUCUCUCCAGGAAACUGAUCGUUUCACAGCUCGAAACUGCGCUGCAAAGACAUAACGAGCGGCGGCAGCGCUACGUUCAAGAAGAAUCGAGCAGCUCUGUUUAUCGUCCAAGUGGCUAUUCGCAGUUGAAUCGAUUAUUCAAAGAAUUCGGUUCUUACCCUACGAUGUCCCAGCGUCCCCACCAUGGUGCGUGGGAGGAAGAACGCAACGAUUUCGUGACCACCUUGAGUCUCCAGAACAUUCUCAAGAAUCAUCCAAGCGCCGUGAAGCAGUGA
This is a messenger RNA of Penicillium antarcticum, 330 nucleotides long. RefSeq lists its product as uncharacterized. Bases 1 to 330 code for a protein of 109 amino acids. The transcript has a single exon. The record is from RefSeq and is a predicted model, not a curated record. NCBI's taxonomy places the organism in Eukaryota, Fungi, Ascomycota, Eurotiomycetes, Eurotiales, Aspergillaceae.